Podarcis muralis (Common wall lizard) is the source of this 1009-nucleotide messenger RNA. It is a transcript of the gene TNNC1, whose product is annotated as troponin C1, slow skeletal and cardiac type. Gene Ontology annotation, molecular function: calcium ion binding. NCBI's taxonomy places the organism in Eukaryota, Metazoa, Chordata, Lepidosauria, Squamata, Lacertidae. Gene Ontology annotation, cellular component: myosin II complex. The record is from RefSeq and is a predicted model, not a curated record.
CAGCCUACUAUAUAAGCAGAGCUUCAAGGGACAGAGAGCUGGCAGAGACCUUAAUUUUGUCUCUGUACAGUUUGUCAUCUCCAUCCAGCACCGGGCCAACAGUAACAAACCAUGGAUGAUAUUUACAAGGCAGCAGUUGAGCAGUUGACAGAAGAACAGAAAAAUGAAUUCAAGGCUGCUUUUGAUAUAUUUGUCCUGGGUGCAGAGGAUGGGUGUAUCAGCACAAAGGAGCUGGGGAAGGUGAUGAGAAUGCUGGGGCAGAAUCCUACCCCCGAGGAGCUGCAGGAGAUGAUUGAUGAAGUAGACGAAGAUGGUAGUGGCACUGUAGACUUUGAUGAGUUCUUAGUUAUGAUGGUCAGGUGUAUGAAAGAUGACAGCAAAGGAAAAUCAGAAGAAGAACUUUCCGAUCUCUUCAGAAUGUUUGACAAAAAUACAGAUGGAUACAUAGACCUAGACGAACUAAAACUCAUGUUGCAAGCUACAGGAGAAACGAUCACUGAAGACGACAUUGAGGAACUGAUGAAAGAUGGAGACAAAAAUAACGAUGGCAAGAUUGACUACGAUGAAUUUCUGGAGUUUAUGAAAGGCGUUGAAUAAGCAUGAGAUCUCUGGAAAAGCAGCCUCGGACACCUCCAGUUCUGUUUUCCUUACUACUUGCAUGAUGUCAUGUACUGAAGAUGGUGAACAUCAGGAAAGUGUGACCCAUAUCUUAAGUGCCUCAGAUAGUCAUCCAAUGGAAUAUUUAUUGAGUCAGGUUGUGGUCCUGUUUACUUGUUAUUGCUUUCCAUGAUUAUAAUGUGCCCUUUAAUGUAUGAAUGGGUUGUGCAGGUGACAAUGAAAAAUGAGGCUUAAAUGACUAUUGAGACAUUUAAUAAUUCGCUACAAACUCUGAUUUAACAGUGGAGCUACAGCUCAUCCUCCACCAGUGUCAAGCGGAAUGUAAAAGUACAGUGUGUACAGAAAUAAAAAUUUCUUUUUGAAAUGCUAAUAAAAUUAUUUUAAAACUAAA